Molecule: messenger RNA, 1443 nt
Organism: Candidula unifasciata
Lineage: Eukaryota; Metazoa; Mollusca; Gastropoda; Stylommatophora; Geomitridae
Source: the annotation of a GenBank genome assembly
AUGCAGACAGAACGGAACUAUUUCAUGCAGCUUUACAAAUGGAAGCUAGACUCUUUAACGGACAUAAUCAAGAUAGCCAGAGAUUACUACAGUGACCCAACAGAAAUGAACUUGGCCCACUGGAAUUUACUAAAGAGAAAUCUUUCAAAAGAGUAUCAAAGCUUUGCGGAUAUCAGGAUGAAUGUUCAACGAAUUCCUGAUUACUGCCCUCAUUUCACCAUCGCCCUUGUAUUGCUGCAGGUGUUGAUGCUCACUGUGCUGUGUGUACAGUACGACUUCUCAGACGCAGGGUUAGUCCCAGAAGACACAGUUAGGGAAGACAUUCCAACAUUUUUGGGUACAGAGACCUUCACUUCCCCGGUCGAGUCAAACAUCUGGCUGGGGCCACCUAUACGCUCAUUUAUUGAGGCAGGGGCAGUAAUAGCUUCGUGUAUGAGACCACUGAAGCAACAAACGACCAGCAAGGCAAAACAUAAACAUAGGGCGAUGAAUGAGAAAAACCGAGAAUAUUUCGGCUGCUGUGAAAUGGCCUCCCCUUUCAAUACGGCGGGAACAACCACAGAGGCUGAGUGUAAGAAUCUAACUUACGGGCUUGGCAAAUGGACGAGGGGUGUUUGGUGCAGUGAGAGGUCAGUCACCGAGAAAAGCGUGGCCCACGUAAUCAAGCCUUGUUGCUCAGGUUUCAGUGGUGAAUGUUACAUGUGUUCUCAAGGAGAAUGUGACAACAUGGCAGGAGUCUUUCAUUCAGAGCUCGACCACUGUGUACAAGUGAACUGUUUAAAAGAGAUGUGCAAACUGGCCGACAGUUCAACAGAUGAGACUCCUUGGAUGCUAGGACCCAACACUCGAUGGCAAUGGUGGCGGUAUCUGACAGCCAUACCCUUAACUUACGGAAUCAUUCAUAUUUUAACGCUGACUUUCGUACAACUAUUUGUAAUGCUGCCCCUGGAGAUGUGUGUUGGUUGGCCCAGAGUGGUUAUUGCCUAUGUGGGCAGCUCAGUAGUAGGAGAAAUGGUAGCGAACACGAUGGAACCUGUGUCUCCACAUGUAGGCUCCACUAGCGGCGUUGCAGGAAUCCUUGCCGUCGCCGUUCUAGAAGUGUGUCAAGCUUGGAAUUUUCUACAGUAUCCACUACUGGAAACUAUUAAAUUGUUAUCAAUUAUUUUAUUCAUUUCAUUUUUGGGUACGUGGCCCUUGAUCAGCCUUGCAUCUUUCUUGACCGGCCUUAUCACAGGCGCCAUUUUGGGUUUCGUUGUGAUUCCAUACAUAAUAUUUGGUGACCGACGGGGCUAUAUCCGCGCCCGUCUGGUCUUUUUCGGAUUCAUACUCAUUAUUUUAGGGGUUGUCUUUCUUCAGUGGUUCCUUCCUUUUCUUGAAACAUGCGAAUUUUGUCACUUUAUGGAAUGUUUGCCUCAUAAAGGGGCAUUUUCAAAUGUGAUUUGA